This is a messenger RNA of Colletotrichum spaethianum, 969 nucleotides long. RefSeq lists its product as uncharacterized. The record is from RefSeq and is a predicted model, not a curated record. The transcript has a single exon. The coding region runs from base 1 to 969 and encodes 322 amino acids. NCBI's taxonomy places the organism in Eukaryota, Fungi, Ascomycota, Sordariomycetes, Glomerellales, Glomerellaceae.
AUGAAUAAGCUCAUCAUCGCCUUGGCCAUGGCUUCGGCCGCCACUGCGGCUCCAACUCUAGGCCGCCGCGACGACUGCCAAGACGCCUACAAGACUUGUAUCGCCGCCGGAACCCUUGAGGUUGCUUGCUCAUGCACUCUCACAUCUUGCCUCGGCGAAGACAGCGCUCGCCUCCGUGAGUACUGUGCCAGCGCAACUGCAAACCUGCCGAAGCCGACUUCGAGUGGCAUUCCUGGUGGCUGCAACCCAGCUCACCCAGGAUCUUGCCCCUCCUCCUACUUCACCUACCCGACCGCUUCCGCUUCCGCUGCACCUUCGUUCACCUCCAUCGCCGGUAUUCCCGGUGGUUGCAACCCGGCCCACCCCGGCUCCUGCCCUUCCUCGUACUUCACCUACCCGACUGCUUCCGCUUCCGCGGCGCCUUCAUUCACUUCCAUUGCCGGCAUCCCGGGAGGCUGCAAUCCGGCUCAUCCGGGGUCUUGUCCUUCCUCGUACUUUACGUACCCAACUGUCUCGGCCACGGCAGCACCUACUGCCACGCCAAUUUCCGGAUCCGGCGGCAAUACCGCCACAUACCCCAGUCCCCAGCCCGUUGAGGGCAAGCAGUGGAUAAUCCAGGACAUGACCCGUUACUGCGGCGAAAGCAACCAGGGUUGCGACUACAACUUCGCGAUUGAGGCCAACGGCGAGACUGAGCGUUGCACUAUCAUCCGGAUGCCCGGCUCCGACGCUGCCACUGAGAGCUGGUCUAACCAACCUUGCACUUCGGGCUCCGAGUUCACGGUCUCUUGGGGCUACGUCGUCGACCCUACUCCUGCUUUCGCUGUCAUUACUGUUGUCAAGGGCAAGGAGAUCGCUUGGUUCGGCGUUCCCGAUGUCAACGGCAAGCCCGUCACCACCACUCCCUCUAACCCCUUCGGCUCUGGACAGUUUGGGAACCUUGGACCUGAGCAGGUAUACACCUACUAA